Messenger RNA from Pochonia chlamydosporia 170, 1089 nucleotides. RefSeq names its product NAD binding Rossmann fold oxidoreductase. NCBI's taxonomy places the organism in Eukaryota, Fungi, Ascomycota, Sordariomycetes, Hypocreales, Clavicipitaceae. The transcript is spliced from 2 exons. The record is from RefSeq and is a predicted model, not a curated record. Bases 1 to 1089 code for a protein of 362 amino acids. Gene Ontology annotation, molecular function: nucleotide binding.
AUGGCAAGCAAAACAUUCAACGUCGGUGUCGUUGGUUAUGGCAUGUCCGCCAAAGUCUUCCACAUCCCCUUCAUCACCACAACCCCCCAACUCAAACUACACAGCAUCGUCCAACGAUCCCCCAAAGAAGGCAACUCCGCGCCGCAAGACCACCCCUCCGCCAAACACUACACAGACGUAAACCAGCUCCUCGCCGACCCCGAGGUAGACGUCGUCGUCGUCACCACCCCUCCCGACAACCACUUCCAGCUCACCAAGUCGGUCCUCCAAGCGGGCAAGCACGUCCUCACCGAGAAGCCCUUUGUCCCAACGUCCGCCGAGGCCGAGCAGCUCAUCGCCAUAGCCAAGGAGAACAAGCGCCUCAUCUGCGUGUACCAGAACCGCCGAUGGGACACCGACUUCCUCCUCGUCAAGCACCUGGUCGAGAACGACACGCUCGGCCGCGUCGUCGAGUUCAACUCCCACUUUGACCGGUACCGCGCCACCGCGCCCGCAAACUGGAAGGGCGAGCUGGGGAUCCCCUCUGGCGGAAGCGCCCUGUUCGACCUGGGCACCCACCUCAUCGACCAGGCGUACGUGCUGUUUGGCAUGCCGCAGGCUGUUCAUGGACGGACGCUGUCCCAGCGUGCUGGAAAGCCGGACUACUUCAACCCGGAUGCCGUUUCUGCUGAGCUCACGUACCCGGACGGGAAGCUCGUCAACAUUCGUAUCAGUGUUUUGAGCGUGGAGACGGUGCAGCCGCGGUUCUGGGUUCGUGGAUACAAGGGCAGCUUUCACAAGGUCGGACUCGACCCGCAGGAGGAUCAGCUCAAGGCGGGCGAGAAGCCCACUGCCGCGGGCUUCGGUGUCGAUAAGCCUGAGAAUAUGCGCCUAGUGCUUGUUGAUGACGAUGGAAAGAUGAGGGAGGAGAAGGUGCCGGUGUUGAAGCCUGAGACGUACAUGACGUUUUAUAAUGCCUUCGGGAAAGCGCUUGAGAGCGGGAAGGAGGAGGACGUUCCUGUCAAGGCUUCUGAGGCGAGGGAUGUAUUGCGUAUCAUUGAGGCUGUUUUGGAGAGUGCAAAGACUGGCAAGGAUAUUGUCUUUGGUUAA